Haliaeetus leucocephalus (bald eagle) is the source of this 1045-nucleotide messenger RNA. It is a transcript of the gene TMEM106A, whose product is annotated as transmembrane protein 106A. The coding region runs from base 229 to 1026 and encodes 265 amino acids. The record is from RefSeq and is a predicted model, not a curated record. The transcript is spliced from 9 exons. NCBI's taxonomy places the organism in Eukaryota, Metazoa, Chordata, Aves, Accipitriformes, Accipitridae.
AAUUGUCUUCAUUGAGUAAACUCUCGUUAAACACUGCAACAGUAGCAGGCUGCUCUUCAGCUGCUUUCUGUUUGGAGGGCCCUGAGGAGUUAUUCAUGCAAAGCCUUUGGAUCAUCUGGGCAAAUGUAGAAGCUGCGGUUUAUCAAAGCUAAACAUCCUACCUAUAUCUGAGUUGCUGAAACAAGACUGCCUAGAGGAAAGACUGGCACAGUGAGAAUUCUUUCAACCAUGGGUGGAAAACUUUCACCGUUCUGGAAGACACCUGACCAAAAGGAGAGGGAAGGCAAACUGAUCUUACCCAGGCAACUGGAUGCUGAAGGCGAAAUCGCCAAUUAUGCUAGUAUCAAUGACUCUGCUACAUCCUGUGCACCCUGUGCGGGCAUUGCACGUCAAAGCUGUGUCAACUGUCCAACAUGUCAGGGAACAGGAAGGAUCCCCAGGGAGCAAGAGAAGCAGCUGGUGGCACUGAUUCCAUAUGGUGACCAGAGGCUGAAGCCUAGACGAACGAAACUCUAUGUAUGUGUUGCUGUGACAAUUUGCCUGCUGACAACAUCUCUCAGUAUUUUUUUCCUGUUUCCUCGCUCUGUUACUGUGCUGCCUGCAGGGCUGAAUGCCUCCUCUGUUGGCUUUAAUGCCACUACCGCCAGUAUAUGCCUCAACAUGACGAACAUGCUGAACAUAACUAAUAACAAUUUCUACCUGGUCACUGUUGUGCAGCUAGACAUAGAGGUUUUGCACCAGUCCCUAGUAGUAGGGAAGACCACCAUGAAAACCCUGCUGAAUAUGAGCCCUUUGCAGAGCAGCCAGAUCUAUUAUACAGUGGCCAGUAGGAUAAUGGACGACAACACCUAUAACAUUUGUACCUGGACAAAAGUCAAAGUUCACAAUGUUCUGCUGCAUAUACAGGGUACACUGACCUGCACAUACCUGUGUCAUUCAGAGCAGCUGGCUUUUGAAGACUACCAGUAUGUGGACUGCCGGGGGAAUGCCACGCUACCUCACCCGCUGUACCACCGUGUGCCAUGACAGGGCCAGGUUGACAGAG